GGGACGGCAUGGGGAUCGAAGGAGGAAGCCCCGGUGGUGGCCUCACCAAGACGCUGCAGCCGCCGACCUUCUCCCCACGCGCGCUGGCAACAUCCCUGGACCUGCAUGCUACUCACGCUGCUGCCUCCCAAACUGCUCAUAUUAUUGAAGCUAAGUGUGCAAAUGCUGCUCACCGGAAAUGAUAGGAACGCUUGGAUGUGCCAGACACGGAGAGGAGCAAAGUCCUGGUGGAUUACUUGGCGUUGUCUGACCUGUGGGAGCACUUUGCUGAGAGCAGUGCCUACGGCCUCGCCGUGCUUGUCCGCCUCCUCGGCCACAUCCUACCUCUCCGCCAUCCAGCUGUACACAACCACCAGCCUCACCAUCUCCAGGAGGAGAAUGGGGAGUGAAAUGGAUUACAACGGAAGAGCCUGCUCUCGCGCGAGGAUCCUGGUGGUGGCCGCCGGCCAUGCUCGAUGGGAUCCUGGCUGUGGCUGCCGUCCUUGCUCGCGGGGCCUCCUGGUGGUGGCCGUCCGAGCAAAGGGGCGGCCAGACCGUGUCUCUCGGCGCCGCCGGACGCCGGCAGGAACGGCAGAGGGAUCGACGGAGGAAGGCCUGACCAAGACGCUGCAGCCGGCGACCUUCUCCCCACGCGCGCCGGCAGCAUCCCUGGACCUGCUGAUCCCGCGCGACGCCAUCCACCUCUCCCUGCCGCUGCUGCCUCCCCAGAACGCUUGGAUGGGCCGGACACGGAGAGGAGCAAAGUCACGGUGGACUACUUGGUGUUUUCUGACCUGUUGGAGCACUUUGCUGAGAGCAGUGCCUACGUCCUCGAUGUGCUUGUCUGCCUCCUCGACCACAUCCUACCUUUCCGCCAUCCAGCUAUACACAGCCACCAGCCUCACCAUCUCCAGAACUUACAUGCAGGAGGAGAAUGGGCGGCGAAAUGGAUUACUAGAGGGGUGUUGGCUGCGAGAGGUUUGCAGGGCUAGCAUACAACACUGCCAUCUUGUCGUCGAAGCCUGAAUUUCCAGUACAUGGAGUGGGAAUGACCUUACCCCUGUCUGUCUCAUAAGCUACCCGUGGCUGCGGCUUCUGGCUCAGCAUCGACAUCAGAAGUGGAUGCACCCCUGGAGCCAUCCUUCCAGUACUUGUCUGUCGCGCCGAAGUAGACCGCUCGUGAUCUCUCUUGCCAAUGGAUGAUGGUGGUGUCGCCAGAGAGAACACCGUCGUCUUCAUGUCCUGCUGCUUGGCAUCAACUAUGGCUAUGAGACUAAAAUUUGAAGUUGAAUAAAUUGGAACCAAUGGAUGAAUUAAAGGAUGAGGUAGCAGUAUGCAUGCUGCAUUUCAAAGUCAUACUUCACCUCCACCCAUGCUGCCGUGCUACGGUGGUGAGUCAACCAUGACGCAACCAUGGCAGCAGUGGCCUUCUUCUACACCUCCGUGUUAUAGGU
Lolium rigidum is the source of this 1433-nucleotide messenger RNA. RefSeq lists its product as uncharacterized. Bases 106 to 1005 code for a protein of 299 amino acids. The record is from RefSeq and is a predicted model, not a curated record. NCBI's taxonomy places the organism in Eukaryota, Viridiplantae, Streptophyta, Magnoliopsida, Poales, Poaceae. The transcript is spliced from 9 exons.